AUGUCUCAGCCGAAGCUGAACAAGUUCCGCACCAUGGACGUUCUGCUGCCGUGGCUGCUGGAGCCUUGUGGCACGCAGGUAUUUGUGGAUUCGAACUACCACAGCACGGCGGAGAGCCGCAUGCUUUGGCCUCGCACGGAUGGGGUGUGCCGGUGGUGCCCCUUGCUGUAUGUGCCCUUCCAGGGCGCAAGGAAGCAAGUGUGCCCUGCGGCGUCGGUGAAGCAGUGUUUCGAUGACGUCUACACAUGCGAGCGCUGCUGCAACGUACAGAAGUACGGCCCCAGGGGCGACAUGGACUGCUGGCGCCGGAAUAAGUCGGAGGCCACUCGCCUGGAGAGCGGCACUGCGGCCUAUGAGAUCCCCGAGGAGGUUCUGCAGCGCAUCAUUGAGAGUGCCAAAAGCCCAGCGGAGAUCCUGACCCUGAUCGGCCCGGAGGCAUGGCCGACUCCAAGUCCGAAGAUCUUCUCCUACGAGAUGUGCUGCGCGGGGAUGGUCGGGGAGUUCGUGCCAGGGCUGGCGCCCUACUUCCACUCGCAGCACCAGGGGGAAUACUUCAGCCAAGAGAAGCAAGCGGCGCAGCCACCCAAAGAGAAGGUGGAGAUUUGCGCCAACUUCGGGGGCACGUACGAGGACAGCGGCGGCGGCGUAGUGGAUGUCAUCCAGACGGACUGCAGCGUCCUUGCACAGAAUUCAGCGCAGGGCUGGAAAGUGGAGGGAGAGGCCCGCGGCGUGGAGGUGCACCUCUGGACGGUGGUGGGGAAGUUGCGGGAGGGCCACGUGCAGUGGUCCAACCAGGCACUCGGCGUGAUCAUCAUCAUCAUCAUCAUCAUCAUCAUCAUCAUCAUCAUCAUCAUCAUCAUCAUCAUCAUCAUCAUCAUCAUCAUCAUCAUCAUCAAGUUCUCCUCUGGAUGGUACCAUAACACUCCCCGCUCCCCGCAGUCCCACGCCGCUUAUAUCUGA
Molecule: messenger RNA, 960 nt
Organism: Effrenium voratum
Lineage: Eukaryota; Dinophyceae; Suessiales; Symbiodiniaceae
Source: the annotation of a GenBank genome assembly